Messenger RNA from Wyeomyia smithii (pitcher-plant mosquito), 17182 nucleotides. It is a transcript of the gene futsch, whose product is annotated as microtubule-associated protein futsch. Gene Ontology annotation, molecular function: microtubule binding; actin binding. Lineage: Eukaryota; Metazoa; Arthropoda; Insecta; Diptera; Culicidae. Gene Ontology annotation, biological process: regulation of microtubule depolymerization; microtubule cytoskeleton organization; axonogenesis. The transcript is spliced from 6 exons. Bases 1198 to 13047 code for a protein of 3949 amino acids. Gene Ontology annotation, cellular component: dendrite; neuronal cell body; cytosol. The record is from RefSeq and is a predicted model, not a curated record.
UCUCCGAUGUCAUACCGAAAUCGUUUUCGCAGAAAGUGGUGACUUGGCUCCUAGACUCUGUAAACGCCGGUCGCAGUGUCUUCUCCAGUGCUGAACAUCCGAUAAAUAUAUUACCCAAAAGAAUCAAAGGCUAUAUCUAUAUCUACUAACAGUUGAAGCAGCAGGAUAAAGGAAGAAAAAACGCAAGCAGAAUAAACCAUGCGAUUUUGAUAUUUGUUUGUUAUAAGAAAGAGUUAAAAAUCUGUUAGAAAAAGAAAAGAGCAAAAUUGUCUUCGCGACAAUUUCAUCGUUCAAGUUUUGCGGGAGUUUUCCAUAGGGACAAAUUGGCUGUUCCGAUUAAUUUUUUUCCUCAAUCCCAGCCAUAGAUGAAAAAGUGUUAUUUCUGAGUUUUCCAUUUCCACCCAGUGGUAUUCUGUAGCCUUUUCUUCGGGUUUUCUUCCGCGUUCGACAGCAACAAAGUGAUCUAGCUGUAACAGCAAAAAUUAAAUAAAAUUUCGUGACCGCAAGGAAAAUUUUCAUUGAUCUGUCUGUGUGUCCGUAGAAAAAAAAAAAAGGGUAUACGGCCGAAUAUCCCUGAUCGGAAGAAAGAAGAAGUAGCAGUAGUGUAACAAAAAAAAAUUUCCUUCUUGGUCUUAGUAGUACGGUGUGUGUGGAAAAUCGAAGUAUUUUCCGAAGUGAGAGGAAAGAUUGAAUUUGCGCCAGAGUGAGUUUUCCUAGCGAGAGAAAGAGUGGCUAACUUACGGUAAGGACAAAAACGAACAAUACGCGGAAAAGGUUAUUACAGAUUUCAACUUUCCUCGCUGCUUUUCCACGCACUACUGCCGGAGAGCAGCUGGACGGACGUGAGCGAGAGAGAAAGAGAUCCGAAAAGUGAAGCUGGAAAUUGAAGGCACGAGGCUAGUGUGUUAGUGAACUCCAUCGCGUCUGACAGAUCCUGAAGAAACUUUUCGUAAUACGGGUGCGGCCAUACUGACACGCACGCACACCAGCCAGCAACCAGUCAGCGAACGGAUCAGACCUGUGACAAUUUGGUGUGGAGUUUCAAACCAGACAGUUUCGUCUGAGGUGAUUUGUCGUGAGAUUGUCCUUCUUGUCAAAAAGAAAAACCCACUAGUCAACCGCUGAAAGUUCGAAUCGUUCGGGAAGAAAACCAGCAAAGCCUCCCUUGUCAAACUGUCCAAUCUGUCUGCUAGCGAAAUGUCGGGGGAUCAAAGUGGUCCCUUGGAGUUGAACGGCACCGGCGGCGGUGUGACCCCCGGCGGUGACGGUGGCAGCAAUGGUGCCCUUGCGGAUGGUACCAUGAACGGUGGCACCGCUAGUCCCGGGGGUGGAGGAGGCAGUGAGGCAGGCGGUACCGGCGGUCUGGGCGCUGGAGACGCUGGCUGCUCGGAUGGAGGGCCGCCCAGCAUCGUCGGCGUCGGACCGCCGAGUCCGCUAACCGGGUGCUAUCUGCUGAUUGUCAUCGGUGAGCCACACUCUCAGGACCACAAGGAUAUCAUUCUGCAGCGGUUGAUUAAAGGUUUCCUAUCAUGGGACGUGUCCGACUGUCACGUCGACCUGGAGGAGGAGCUGAACACCAUCACGUUGCAGGCCCUGGAAGGAGAGGAAGGCAAGCACGGUGAACGGUUGAUCCAGUACGCGAGUGAAAAUCUCGUCACGGAGAUUCUCAUCCAUCCGCAGAUUAACACCUUCAUUCAGUGCAUACGGAAUCUGCUGAGCAGCUUCACCCGGCAUCGGCACAUCAUUCACACCGGGUACACCUUUGCCGCCAACGGUUCCUGGGUACUGCAGGAUGGCACCUUUUCGGUGGUCGACUUCAUGGAAGCCUUCCAGGAGCACGAAGUGCAGCGGGUUUUGCGCGCCUACCCGGACACCAUCACGAUGGAUGUCCACUGCGCCCCGGUCGGCACCUGGACCACAAUCCAGGACAAGAGCUUUGCCCGGCUCUGUCGCAUCCGGCUAAACCCGGUCGAUGUGCUGAGCUCGGGCAGUGACAAACUGAGCGCAUUCGUGGACUAUCUGGCGGCGAUGAUCGUACCUACGGAAAUCUCCGAACUGCUGGAGAGCUCCGACGUGGUCGGCAAUAUCCGCUUCAGCCAUCCGACACUGUAUGUCUUCCCGGGAGGGCAGGGAGACGCGGCACUGUUUGGAAUUAAUGGAUUCAACAUGUUGGUUGAUGGCGGUUUCAGUAGAAAGUCCUGCUUUUGGGAUUUUGUACGACAUUUGGAUCGCCUGGAUGCCGUUCUGAUGACCCGUAUCAAUAAUACCAACAUCAAGGGUAUUUCGGCGGUUGUCGAGCGCAAAAAUGAAGCCCAUGUUUAUCCUCAGAUUGGGCACUUCUUCUGCAAUAUUCCCGAGCGCAAAAGUUUGCUAAGUCCGGAUGGAGACAAGGAUCGUGACCCGCUGUUGGUAGAUCUGAUCGAAGAGGGUCACAAGAUUGUGACCAAUCUAAAAUCGUUGAAUCUAAAAGCACAAAAUUGCUACCGAGAUGCCGAACCGAUCAAUCUGUAUCAUAAGGUUGGCCACGGCACACUGGAUAUGUACGUGAUCAGUCCGGCUAAGGACUCCAAAGAAGUUAAAGAAUUCCUCGCCAAAUGGCACGCUGCUGAUCCGAAACUUUUCACACCAAAGGAUUCCAAAGAAUUUACAUUCCCCAUCCAAAAUAUCAUUUCCAUCUGUGCGCUUCUGGUUUGGACACCCGCAAAUCCCGAGGACAACAUCACCAGAAUACUGUUCCCCGGUUCCGCACCGGAGUAUAAAAUUCUGGAAGGGUUGGAGAAAAUGAAGAACGUAGAAUUCAUGCGCCAUCCAUUGUGCACCGUCAAAUCGAUUGCACCGAGUCUCUCAACGCAAACGAUCUCCAAAAAAUCCCUCAAGUCGUCAUCGAUCGACAAGAUAAUACCCGAGCCAAUCCUUCCGUCCAAGGUACUGAAACCGUCGGAAAAGGAUAACAAGCUUAUGGACAACAAGAUGAAAAUGAUCGACAACAAGUUGGCCGAUGCCGCUAAAAGUUCCUCGGAAAUCAUGGACAGUUCCGGCGAUGAAGCCAAACUGGAAAAACACGUGACCAAGUCAUCAAUGGCUACUUUCGCCGCAGCGAAAGUAGAUGCCGGCAAGCUUAAAUCUGCCAAAGUAAAAUCAACAGAGUCAGCCAAAAAACAAGACAACAAACUGAUCGAGUCAAGCAAAAAGAUCGAUUUCGAUGAGAAGAAAGAUUCAACAUCCGAUGGCGGCUCGGAUAAGGACGAUACAGAGAAGAAGCCUGAAGAAGAGAGGGAAAAGAAGGAAGACGAAACGGUUGAUGCGAAGAAAGAAGAAUCACCAUCUGCGAAGGACGAAAGCAAGACCGUCAAGAAAGUCGGUGAACGUGUGAGUCGACCGGCCACAGCCCGCUCGCGCAUUGACACAAAACCACCCACAAAAGUGACAAAAACCAUCAAAAAGAAGGACGAAACCAACAAAUCUUCUCCGACAACACCGAAAAAAGCAGUCGAACCGAAGCUGACCAACGGGGUAGCGGAGAAGAAGGAAGACGCCGAAUCGAAGAAAGCGAUUGGGCCUCCCAAGACAACGAAACCCGUUGCUACUAGACCGGGGAAAACCAGCCCGAGAAGCACUCCGGCUAAGAGCGCUAAAGACGCCAACAAUCGUAAAGUACUCGAAGCCCGACAACGGCCAAUUACGAAGCCCCCGGUCAAGAAGGAACCGGUAGCGGCUCCAGAAAAGAAGGACUCUCCCCCUAAAAUUGAACGUAAGCCCAUAUCUCGCCGGCCGAAAGCCGCUGCCCCUGGUCACGCUGUUGGUGGAAGCCCGGUGAAAGCCAAGAAAGUGUUGAAAUCUGAAAAAGACGCAGUCAUCCGUAAGGCUAAGCUGGACAAGAAUGGCACUACGGAUUCCAGCCUGGUGUCCACCCCCAGUGCCGACGAGGCUGGCGUGGCAGUUCAGAAACGCAUUGUUGAUCCGGUGGCUUCAACAAACGGUUCUGUGGAAGGUACUACCGUGGACCCUCAGCAUUUGGCGGAGCUGAAGGAAGAACAAGACGCCGUUCGUGAAAUCGAAGCAGUGUUUAAGCGAGAUUCGGAAAAGGCAAAACGUCAUGAACUACUUUCAGAGCAUCGUGAAAUACAGGACAGUGCAACCGAACCCGAAGAAGAGGAGGAGUAUCUCAUCAUUGAGAAAGAGGAACAGUACACGGAAGAUUCAAUCAACGAGCCGGAAAGCAGUGCUACCAAAGAAGAAGAAAUACAGAAGCACCAACGCGAUUCGGAAGAAUCGGAAAAACGAAAACGUGACAGCUUGCAUGAAGAAAAAACGGAUCUAACGAAAGCGGAAGGAGAAACAGCAACAGUUAUCGAAAUCGUCGAAGGAGACAAGGAAGAAGCGGCAGAGGAAGAGGAAGAAGAGCCGAAACCUGAAGAGAAGGAAGCCAUUAUCGAGAAAGAGGCCAUGGAAAAGGUGAAGGAGGAAACAGAAGAGGAGGAAAAGUUGUCUCCCAAGCACAAGCAAGAUCUGGAGGAAGAGGUACAGGAUAUUAUUGCCUCCGCGAAGGAAAUCGCCAAAUCCAAAAUGGAAACAUCCAUGGACGGAUUGAAGACGGAGGAAAUUUCUUCCUUUAGUCCGGAUGAAAAAAUCAGCAGCACUAAAAAGACCAGUGACACUCGCGACGAGAAUGAACCGGAGCCAGCUCCGAAGGAGCAAAUCGGAGCACCCCAAGAGAGCCAUCACGAGGAACGGGUUUCGGCGACGGGAGAAUCCGGCGCCACCACAACAGCCCCGACACUGCCGGAAGACGAACGGAUUCCGUUGGAUGAAAUAAAAGAAGACUUGGUCAUUGAGGAAAAGCACGUCAAGGAGGAAACCAAAGAAGUCGAAGUUGCUCCUCCACUGCCGACUGUUUACGAGCCUCUCGAAAGACCAACGCCUGCUAAGAUGCAUUUCAGUGCCCAGCAGGCCCAUAUACGUGACGUGGUGAAAACACCCGAUGAGGUCGCAGAUCUUCCAGUACACGAAGAGGCGGACUUUGAGGAAUACAGCGAGGAUAAGGAUAAGGAAGCGGAAAAGGAACGCCACACCAAAGACAAGGCACCAGCUACGGAAGCGCCACAAAAGAAGCAGACUGAAGCGAAGCAACCAGAAAAGACUGACAAAGUAGUAGCAGAUAAGUCGGCAGAAAGUGAUAAACAAUGUGAUACGGUUAAGGAUGUGCAAGAGGAAGUUCUGGAAGUGGUCGAAAAGAUGAGGGUUGACACCAAGCUAGACAGACCGCCCAAGCUGGAAACGCAAUCGUCUCCAGCGAAGGACAAGGUGGAUGAGGCAGCCGUGCUCCAGGAUAUAGAGUCGCAAAUAAUUUCGAAGGAUGUAGAAGUGAAGGAAAAAGUGGAACCAUCGGUUGCUAAAGAUGUGGGAAAAACACCAGAACCGGUUGAAGCUGAAGCGGAUGACGAGGAGGAUAAGAAAUCCGUUCACGAGGAUGUUAUCGUUCCGACUAAGGUCGAGCCGAAAGUACCCGUUUCUGCUGAGUCGUCGGUGCUCGAUGAGAUCUGGCAAUCAUCAGCCAAAGCUGAGCAGAAGUUGGAAGAAUUGAAGAACAUAAUUGAGGAUAAAGCGAAAGAAACCACAUCCGAUCUGGGGGCCAUGAAAGAUGAAAUGUUUCAGGAGUUGGUGGACCGUAAAGAACAGAUUGUGGAAACCGUGACAGCAGAUAUCAAAGACUCGGUUGCCGAACUGGGUAAGGAAGCUGAUGAGGUAGUGAAGACCAUCGGUGAGGAAUUGCAAUCCAAGGCUCAGCAGGCAGAUGAGAAACUCGCAGCAGGAGUGGAGCAAACGGCCGCCAAGGCGGAGGAAAUUUUGGAGACGAUUGCUGCCGAAAAAAAGGAACUCGAGCAGCUGGCUAAGGAAAUAAAGGAAGAGGUGGCCGGAAAACUGGAGGAAACGAAGAAACAAAUUGAUAUUGAGGUAAAUAAAACAGUGGAACAAUUACAGGAGCAAGCGAAAACAGGAAUCAGCUCAUUUUCCGGUGGAAUCACCGACGGAAUCAAGUCUGGAAUUGAAAAAAUGGCCGAUAAAGUCGAAACAGAGAUUAAGGAAAAAACCGAACAAGUUGAGGAUAAGUUGCAAGCAGUAAGUGAUAAAAUUGAUGAAUUGAAGGGUAAGGAAGCUGUGGAGAAAGUUUGUCAAAAGAAAGAAGACGCUAAGGUACCGGAAGCCGGUGCAGCUUUCGAUGCUUCCUUCGGAAGAAGCUUUACUCAAGAGCUUCGAGAGACCCAUAUCACAACACUGGACUCUCCGAUCGGAGAUGCAGAUAAAACGCUGGAAAUGAAGGCGGCGAUUAAAAUACCACAACAUAUCGACGAAGACAAAGAACUGGAGGAAAUCGAGGAUGCUAAGCAAGCGGCAGCCGGAUCUUUCGUGAUUGAAGAGGUGAAAUAUUCCAACUUCGAAGACGCCAAUUUGCGUGACAUUAAGGAAGAGGAGGAGGAGGAUCGUGUUUCGCCCCCACAAAAGGAUGAUAAGAAACCUGUCUCACCUAGACUGGAGCCGUUGAAGCAACCACCACGAUCGCGGACGCCUGAGGAUGUUGCAAAGAUAGUAGCCAAUGUCGCAGAGGUGCUCAAGUCCGAUAAAGAUUUAGAAGAGAUCAUUCCAGGAUUCGAUCCGCAGGAGUUGGAGCGUAAGCUUAGCCAAGGAGCCGCUCGCGAAGAAGAUGUUAGCACUGUUCAGCGGAUGCUGGUGACGACUAGCAGUGAGGAUGGCGGAGAAGAAAUCGAUAUUUGUCCAGCCGGUACUAUAACUUUCUCGAAGUCGGCAACACCCGAGCCGGUGAUUUCCGGAAAAACUACACCUGAAAUUCGGGUUGACGAAGAAGUAGGUGAGGCGGAGAAGAAAACUGAAGAGAAAGUAGAUGAACCUCAGCUACCGGAGGUGAAAGCAGCCGAGAAGACUAGUCCAACAUCCUCUGGAAAGUCAUCUCCCGAUCUAAAAACUUCACCAACGUCGAUUGAGGAGAAGGAGAAGCAUGAGCUGCCAGAAAAAGUGGUUGCAGAUGUGAAGAAGACACCUGAAAAAGUCGCAGAUGAACGGAAAGAGUCGCUUACGGAACAGUUUGAUCGAAUUGACGACUCGAGACGUGAAUCAGCAAUCAGUACGUUUAGUGAGCGUGAUUACACCAAAGACGAGAGUUCCUUCGUGGACGAAAGAGAUUCCUCGCGGGCUCACUCGAUUUCAAGCCACAUCAGCGAACUGAACGAAGAUGAAACAGAGACUAAGGCAGCCGACACUAAAGCGGACACUGUCGCUCAACCCGAAAAGGCUAAAGUGGACUCCAAGAAAGUUGAUGAGCUUUCUAGUCCAGAAUCGAUAACAAGCCAGAAGACAGUGUCGGAGAAAUCGGUUCCAGAAAAGGAGAUAAAAGCUGAGCCGCCAGUGAAGGAAGAGAAAACCGAAACCAAAAAACCAUCCAGACCGGAAUCCGCUUCCAGUGAGAAGCCUGCCUCGGACAAGCCAGCAGAAGCGUCCAGACCAGAAUCGGUAGCUAGUCACACCAGCGAGAAAGCACCUUCUGACAAACUGUCAGCCGCGGAGCCAUCAAGGCCAGAAUCGGCCGCUAGUCAUGCAAGCGAUAAGGCUCCAUCGGAUGGCAAACAGGAGUCGAAGGAAAUUUCGCGACCAGAAUCAGCAGUGUCACAAGCUGGUAGUGACAAACCAGAGGAGAAAACUAAAGAUGCUUCCAGACCGGAGUCCGCGGCGUCGCAUGUCAGUGAGAAAGCAUCAGCGGAAACCAAGGAAGCUUCUCGUCCGGAGUCUGCUGCAUCGCAUGUUAGCGAAAAGCCACCUUCGGAUAAGCCAGAGGCAAAGGAAGCUUCCCGACCGGAGUCCGUGGUGUCGCAUGUCAGUGAGAAAGCACCAUCAGUGAAAUCAGAUGAGAAAGAAACUUCUCGACCGGAGUCCGUUGCAUCACAUGUCAGUAGUGAGAAGGCGCCUUCCGAGAAGCCGGAGGCGAAAGAUAGUUCUCGACCGGAAUCCGUUGCGUCGCAUGUCAGUAGUGAGAAAGCACCGUCGGAGAAGCCAGAGGCAAAGGAGGCCUCUAGACCGGAGUCAGUGGCAUCGCACGUUAGCGAGAAGUCUCCAUCCGAGAAAGCUGAUGUUAAGGCGGAAGACAAGGAGGCAUCUCGACCAGAAUCUGUCGCCUCACACGUUAGUGAUAAAGAGGCCGAGAAGCCGGCUUCCUUAGCAGAAUCGGCUGCUUCCCAUGUUAGUGAAUCAGUUCCGGCUGAAGAUAAGGCAGCUUCCCGCCCGCCAGCAUCUGCUGCGUCUCAUGUGAGUGAAAAAUCGGAACCAAAGUUGGAUUCGAAGGAAAAACCGAAUACUGCAACUGUUUCAAAGGAAUCGUCUCGCCCAGCUUCCGCAGCAUCACAUGUGAGUGAGAAGGCUCCUUCAGAGAAGUCGGAAGAUAAAUCUCCACUCAAGGAAGCUUCCCACCCGGAAUCAGCCGCCUCUGAGAAACCGGAUGAUAAAACCGUUGUCAAAGGGGUUUCUCGACCAGAAUCCGCUGCAUCCCAGGUGAGCGAAAAAGCUGCUACGGAAAAGUCUGAUGAUAAGCAGGAGACUUCGCGACCAGAGUCGGCCACUUCGCUCGGUGAGAAACGUGAAUCUCUGGCUAGCCAAUCUUCUUCCAAACCGGAUGCCGACGAAAAACUAUCCGAACCUGCGAAAGAUGCUUCCCGGCCGACAUCUGCAGCCAGUGAAAAAUCUAUGGAUUUGGACGGAAAGCAAACAUCACCUAAAGAUGAGAAGAAGGAAACUGAUCGCCCGGAAUCGGUUGCUAGCCAGCUCAGUGACAGUAAGUCUCCUGCAGCUCAUGCAGAUGAUAAGCUUGGAUCUCGCCCGGAGUCUGCGGCUAGUCAUAUUAGCGAGAAGCCGGAUGACAAGGAACUUUCCAAACAAGACGUGAAAGAAACAUCUCGUCCCGAAUCUACAGCCAGUCACGUAAGUGAUAAAGAACAACCCAAGGAUUCUUCCACUCCAGCUGCUGAAGCCAAAACUUCCAGACCCGAAUCAGCCGCUAGUCAUGUAAGCGAUUCUGGUAAAAAAGACGAAAAAGCUUCCUCCAGACCGGAAUCUGCUGCAAGUCACGUCAGUGACAAAUCUUCCAAAGGCAAGCAAGCUGAGGAGAAAAAAUCAGACGCGGACAAAGAUCGACCAGCAUCGACAGCUGCAAGCGAGAAGGAUGCUUCGCGACCGACAUCCGCUGCCAGUCACGUCAGUGAGAAGCUCGAGGCACCCAAAGACGCCUCGCGUCCAUUAUCCGCUGCUAGUGUUGAAAGCGAAAAGAGUCCUGUGGCACCCGCCCCAGACAAAGCGCCAUCCAGACCGGAAUCGGUAGCAAGUCACGUUAGCGGCAAAGACGAAGAGGAAGCUUCCCGACCUGUUUCCGUUGCUAGUCACGCGAGCGAAAAAAUCCCCUCAGCAGAAGCGGAACCAGCUCAAGCGAUAGUCAAUGGUGACUACUCACGGCCGGAGUCACCGGCCAGCUGCUCUAGCGAUAAAGUAAUUCCGUCGAAAGAACCAGAGUCUAAAAUCGCUGAAAAAGAUCUUGCCCGGCAAGACUCUACGGCUAGCUAUCACGGGGAACCCAUCCCAGACGAAAAGUCUUUCUCCCGUCCGGAUUCACCAGCCAGUUGCGGCGAAGAUCAAAAAGAAAACAAGGAACCGGUGAAACCAACCACAGAGAAAGACACUGCUCAAGUCCAGGAAGAGAAGCCCAAACAAGAAGGCGAAGACUUCUCUCGCCCGGAGUCUCCCGCCAGUUGUGGUGAUGGAUCGGAACAACCCACGCCAUCAGCCCCUGAGUCAACCGUUCCGGAGAAAAACCUCGCUAGACAAGACUCCAGCGCUAGCUACCACGGUGAGGCAAUCCCUGGUGAGAAAACAUUCUCACGUCCCGAAUCGCCAGCAAGUUGUGCCGAAGAUGACGCCAAACCAACAUCCCGGCCUGAGUCUGUGGUUAGUGAGAAAGCCGCCUCCGAUAAAUCCACCGGAAAGGAAGCUUCUCGGCCAGAAUCGGCUGCCAGUCAUCAAAGUGAAAAGGACAAAUCACCCAUCACGACCGAAACCGACGCCUCCAAGUCACCUGCUGGAGACGAUAAACCCAAGCAAGACUCACGUCCGGGAUCAGCUGCUAGUCACGUUUCCGACAAAUCACAACCUGCUGAAGCAAAAGACUCCCAGUCUCGACGCGCAUCAGCAGACCGACCAACGUCGGCUCUGAGUGAUCACGCUGACGAAGCGGAGGAUAAAAUAGUUCUGAAGGAAUCGCGCUCAAAAUCGCUAUCGGCCGUGAUGUCGUCAACGCCUCAGAGAAGCGGUUUCGAUGGCGGAGCACUCGGAGUGCUGGAAGAAGCCACUUCACGAGAUGAUUUACAUGUUCUGAAAACUCCUCGCGACAGCAUCACCAAAAUCGUGGAGCUAAAACAACCGAAGAGUGAAUCUAAGUUGGAUAAACCGCUCUUCGGAGCCGAACAUUUUCCAGUGGAGGAAAAGACCGUAGCACAGGGUUUCCCCACCACUGGAACCGAAAAGGAAAGCCCCGAUCACAGUGCUCGUAUCGCUCCAGGGCUCGAUCAACUGCUGAAAGAUACGUGCUCCUCAAUGAAAGAGAUCGAUAAUAUGUCGACCUCGGUUAUCUCCAUGAUCAAAACCUCGGAGAAGAAGGAAGAAACGAGUAAAGCCGACGACAAGGGAUUGGCCAUUUCUUUCCCCAUUCUCGACAGUGGAAAAUCCACCCCAGUGUCAGUGGAUAAGGACAAAUCACAAGCAUCCAGCAUCAAGUCGGCAAGUCCCCAUGAGAAGGACUCCCUCGAGGAAAGCUCAGUUUCUCUAAACACCUUCAUCGAGAAGGAUAGUCUCUCAGAAAGCACCACUAAGCAGGUUACGAUCAAAACAAGUACUAUCGACGAAUCAGCACUGAAGGCCACAACAAGCGCCGGUGGUAAAGUAGAGAGUUCCGAAUUGCUGGGUGGAUCCAAGACUCCACCAACAGCACCUAUCAGUCCCAGUGUGGUUAAGGAAGACUUCGGCUUGGGGCAGCAAAUUGAAAGCACUGUCACUAGCAGUACCCCAACCACCACCACCACCACCACUGCUUCCGGUCAGGUGACCAAGUCGCACAAAGAAGAUGCGUCUGGUGUUUCAACACCUAAAGAGUCUGUACCAUCUGGAAAGAGCAGCCCUGGUUUAAUGUCCGUUCACACAGGUAGUACAGAUAGUGCGUCCAAGUCAAUCAACCUCGGUCACAGUUCAGGUAUUGAAACAUCAGAUUCAUCUCCGAAACCAACGUCACCCUUCCCGAAAGUGGUCGACACGCUGAAGACAGAUGACAUCAAAACUAGCUCCGGCAUGAGCACUCCGGAUAUGACCCGUACAUCCACACCGGAUAUGGUAGAUUCACAAAUCGAACGAAUCCCCGAUGAUAAAUCAACCGUCACAACUACCACCACCAAAACUACGCGGUACAUCGUAGAGGAUGGAGAAAAAAUCGAAGUUGGAAGCUCAGUGAAGACGGAAACAUUCAGUGAUGCGAAGAAAGAUGACACCAGCAGCGCUGGUGAAUCUUUGUCAACGUCUAGUGUAACCACAACUACUGCAACCAAGAUAGUGAAGGAACCGGUGAAAACUCCAGGCGCACUCACACUCACAUCAACCGAGGGUCGCAGCUUGACGGACGAGUUCGACGAUAAAGAUGCUCUGUCACCUCGAUCGGACAUAUCAUCAGGUCAGGCAUCGCGUAUUGUUGCCGGCUGGCACGAUGAGGAGGUUCCCGGUUCGCCGAUGAGCGUCACAUCGCAGGCUCCUCUCUCGCCGAGCACGAAGUACACCUACGACUACGACUUCCAGCAUUCAAGCUCGGGAGUAAGCAAAAAGUCGGACAUCGAAAUCGACGACAGUCAGGAUGAAAUUCCUCCCCAGUACGACAGUGAAGAGGUGAAGUCUGCUAUCACUAUCGCCUCCGCUUACAAACCGGAUCCCAUGAGUACCUCUUUCUACGGCCAACUUCCCGAUGUUUCCGAUACAACCGCAACAACUACUUCCGCUACGACCAAAUCGGUCCCGAUUCCAAUCACCGCCGGGAAAGCAGGCACGAAAGCCUACAUGGAGUACGCCUCUAGCGGUGAUAGCAGCAGUGUGGACUCCAGUCUCCAGAAACCCAUGAGAGACAGUAAAUACCUGGAUGAUGCCGAUCUGGAUUUCGAGAAAACCUUCACCAAAUCAGACCAGGUAGACUUGAUGACCACUUCAAUGCACUUCUCCAGUGAGACCGAAUUUUUGGCUGCUACCAACGUCGUUGCUCCAUCCGCCCCAACAACCAUUGCCGAUAGCAGCAAGAAAGAGCUAGACUUCACUGCUAGUGGAUUACCUUCGACCGGAACCACACAAGCACAAACUACUGUUACAACCACAGCACAGCCAAGCACUACUACCACUACAUCAUCCACUGACCAAUCGCAACCGGACAAAAACAAAGACAUCCUGGCGUCGUGGGGAAAACCACUUGGACUCCCGUCACCAGCUCCGCUGAAUGAUGCCGACAUGAAAACAACCCCCAAAAAGGAACGGCGAAUGAUCAUCAGCAAGACCCGGCUGAACAACGAAAAAAAUCUCCGCAAGCGGUCGGAAUCGCCGAUCAAACCGGCGAAAAAACCAGCCCCGGUUUACGUUGACCUGUCCUACGUACCACAUCACGGUAACUCGUACUACGCCAAUGUGGAGUUCUUCAAGCGGGUACGAGCCCGCUACUACGUGUUCUCCGGAACGGAACCGAGCCGAGAGGUGUACAAUGCCCUGCUGGAGGCCAAGCAAACCUGGGAGGAUAAAGAAUUAGAGGUGACUAUCAUUCCAACCUACGACACCGACGUGCUCGGCUACUGGGUCUCGGAGAACGAGGACCUGCUGGCGAAGUACCACAUCGAUCUGUCACCAUCGGCCGCCCGCUGUACGAUCAACCUGCAAGAUCACGAAACGUCCUGUUCCGCCUACCGGCUCGAAUUCUAGGCGCAGGGGAUCUUUGUAGCGUUCUCGAGUGACAUCCAUACGAUUCAUACCCAGUCCCAUUCGGCUUCGUCCCUGUGCGGCUCUUCGGUGGCCUACGAGCCGGUUGCAACCUCCGCGGAGGCUCCCGUUGAUGUUGUUGCGGCUGCUGCUGCUACCGCCGCGACGGACGAAACUGUAAAAUCCUAAAUUCUAAACCCCGUUUUUCCCCGCAGCUUUAAGAAUGCUCCGAUUCAGGACACUGGAAACUACAGUUAGUAUUUAUCAUAGCCGUUACGUUCUGACUCGAUAGGAAUCCUUAGGAUCUCUGAAUGAUAGUGACUGAAUAUAUCCUUCUGGUAGCUAGAAGGAGAGAAAUGUUUUUUUAUUACUAUUAAUGAUACUUGAAUAUUCAUCAGGUUUUUCGUUUUCUAACUUAGUUUACCACUAGUACACUGUAUUCUAAUAACUGAUAGUUAGUUUAGAAUUCAAAACUAGCCUAAACAAAAGCCCAUUUAGGAGAAGACAAUGAUAAAAGAGCUUAAUGAUCACGAUAGGGAUCAGAUAGAAUGGUAACCUUUGAAAAAGGACAAAAAACCAUAACCAAAAAUCACCCUCAAGGGGAAGCAAAAUCCAACCCAAGUCUAGGAGAGCAAACACAGCCAAGCCAAAAAUAAAACAUCCAAAUAGUCGACCGAAGUAAAAUACUGAUACUACUGCAACUACUACUAUUACUUUUACUAGGAGAAGACCUUUUAGGAACUAAUUGAUACCAGUACCUACAGAUGCGAUGUCAGAGUUUUAGUGAUCAAAUUGAUUAAUUUAAUUCUCACGCCAGAUGCUAGAGCAAAGGUAGUUAGCGUUGUGAUAUAUUGUGUUAGGAGAAACAUUCAAGCAAGCUACGGCACCACAAAUUGACACAUUUCCGAAAAUCUUUCGUACAAAUAAUUAGAAUAUUCGAAAACAGAAAAAACGAAAACAAAAUAUCCAGCGCCGGUAAACACAAAUCACUUCACUCAACUUUACGCGAAAAACAAACACUCUGACAAACUUCUUUGAUCCACGCGCGGCCGUAGCUGUUGUCUUGACAAGCGAUGAAGUGUUUACCGACAUGUGACAUCUGGUGGUGGGGAUCACCAGCACAAUGGAGCACCCCCCCCCCCCCCCCCCCCCACUUUUGCGGGAACGAUUCUCGCCGGCGUCCAGGGGCAGCGGAAUUUCAGGCAACUUCCGUCUAAAGUAUUUUUCAAAUACACACAACCAGACAUACAAACAAACACACACACAUACAGAAACCGACGCCAUAUUUUAGAAAGCACUUUAACAUUUUGACAUGUAUGAACACCGAAACCGACGCCAUUUUGGAUGAAUUUUUACAACAAAUAAGAAUAUAGCGAUUAUUAGCGAAGAAAACUAAAGUAAAAAAAUGGUAAUAAAAUGCUUAUUCAAGAUAUGAAAAUCACAGAUUUUGCUGCUCCUCGGCGAGAGUCGGUCCACUGCAGAUUGGUUGAAAAUUUUGAAUCAGUGGAAUAUGAAAAGAAAUAAAUACUUUACACUAUUACACGACAAAAUAAGUAAACAAAACAAAAAUAUAUACACAAAUAUUUACGAUUGUUGAACCUAUUGACUCGUUGGCCCCGAAGUAUGACAUAACGCGCGAUAGAAAAUGCGAACUCGUAUAUUUUUAUAUACACAGGAUAAUAUUCUUACAUUGGAAGUGAUCCAGAUACGAGUGCCCUGCCGAAGCAUCAUUGCUAGGCAGGCGUACAGUGCCGAUAAGAAUGAAACCUUGAAAGUUGAACCGAAGCAUAUUGCAAGGACUUUUCUUUACUAAUUGCUUGAAAUUAACAAACUAAAAAUAAAAUAAAAUCACAAACAAAGUGUAUUAAGCAACUUCCUUGCAGUCGAAAUAAUUCACACCACCAUUCACGCGAACAUUUUCGUUCAUCACAAUUCGAAUUGAUGAAAAAAAAAAAUAAAUAAAACGGCACAGAAAAAAUAGCAAGCAAAUUAUUUGUACAGGAAAAUUCUACCGCAUCAUGAAAAACCAUACCCCGCACGUAUCAGUUAGAAGCAGACCGGCCAGCGAUCAUGCUUAGUUUAUGCCGCUUUAUGUAUCCCCUUCUCAUGUUAGCAUUAGUUCGACUUGCUAAUAACCUUAAAUAAGAAGUUUCUUAGAAUUAAAAAAUCAAAUUAUUCUCGAUCAAAUAUUACAAACAAAACACGCAGUUGAUUGAUACUAAAAGAAAAUAAGAAUCUUAGAAAAAAAAGAAAACUAAACAACUUAGUGAUGUUUACGCCAGCUAUUACUAAACAAAAAAUGUUAAUUAUUAAGACAAAUUCAACAGCAAAUGAGAGAGCAAAGUAACAUAUUAAAAACAACCAAAACAUCAGCGGAGAGCUGGAACGGACAAGCGAUUGUUGCAAGAAAUUUAACGAUUUUUUAUAUGCGAUUUUAAGCUUUUAUAGUAGUGAAAACCACUAUUGAGCGACAGUAAGAACAAAAGAAAAACAAAAACUACAAAACAAAAACAAACCAAGCAGUGUCAAUCGUAGCUUCAUUCAGAAAAAAAAAAAGAAACAGAAACCGUGCCCUUUAAACCGAAAGAUAGCGCACGUAAACUAAAUUUUCUUUUCUGCAAAACUUCGCGUAAAACUAGAAUUUUAUUUCCACGACCUUCAGUUAUUUGUUUUUGCUUGGCGAAAGCACAAUGCCGAUUGCUGUUGAAUGAUCAGUCCAGCUCAUCACAGGCUGGGGAGCGUUUGACGCCGUUGUGUUUUGUUGUUUAGAUCGAUUAUUAUUGUGCCAGCAUUAAAAUGGCCGCUACUCGUGCAGCACGAAGAGAGCAGAGGACUUGUUAAAAUCAACGAAAAAAAAUAUAAGCCAAAGUCCACCUCGGUGGACUCGGUGGAAGGACGCCAGCAAUAGGGGACAACAAAACGCUAGCAAAAUGCCGGAAAUGCCUUUCCUAGGAGGAAACAAUUGACUAAACCUAAGGCAAAAUGUGUCACGAUAACCGAAACAAAAUAAAAAAAAACAGGAAGACACGUGUGAUGAUUAGGAAGAAGAAACGCAAAUUAUACAAUGUAAUACUAAUGGCUUAGGAAUCGACGCAUAUGGAAGACUUAUUGAAUGUCGUUUUAUACUUAUUUAUUAAUCGUUUUUCCAAUACGCAGCAUAGAUAGUAGCACGUUAAAGAAAGCAGUUUGACUAAGUUUGCAUGCAACGUAACUGCAAUAAGUUCACUUACGCUUUGGUUCGUGAAAAGGUUCAAGCAAGAAAGACUAAAACAAAAAUGAUAUUAGAAUAAACGAAGUUAAAUACAACUUUUUCCAGGAGAUACACAUAGAAAGAUAAAUUGCAUCUACUACAAAAAAAAUCGAAAUGAAACCUACUAAAAAUGUAAACUGUAUAAUUAUUAUGGCAGUAAUGAACAAAAAAAAACAAAUGAUAACUAUUUUAGCUUCAUCUAGUCAGUUGAUUGAAUGUUUCGUCUGUUCAGAAAUCCCCCAAAAAUGAAUCCGGCAUCUAGUUGAUAAACUAAUAUGUAAUGCAUUCCCCGCGCAAAUUCCCUUUGUUGGUAUUGAAUAUUCUGCUACACUAGUGCAGCAAGGCUGCGAAAAUGAAUAAGAAAUUAACUUAUUUCCAAGCGGUACUGAUGAUGAUGACAAAACCGACCGCUUGAAAACUCGUAAACUGCACCAGUCACACACACUCACACACAGAUACACUCACCGUACACAGCAAACCAAUGCAAAAGUUACACCUAAAUUCAUUUAUAUCUGCACCACACGGAAACAAUAUUUCUCAAGAAUAGUAAAAGAAAGACAGCAAACAAUUCCAUGGCCACAGAGCAUCACCGGAACGAUCAGGUUGAAAAAAAACAUAAAGUCAAUACCACGUACCGUUCUGCAAUGUAUGUCUAGCAUGUGUGUAUGAUCAUCCAUGUUUCAAACUCAGAUGCAAAGAAAAAAAUCAGAAACAGAAAUAAAAGCACGUAAUAUUAUUCUACAGAAAGAAAGAAACAAAACUGAAAAUUCCAUAUAAAACAAAUCAAUUUAAUUGAACAACAAAAGUAUAACCUAUUAUUACGAUGUAUGAUUAAAUAAUUAAAAAUGAAUUUAAAAAGUCAAUAAAAAAUAAAAAAUUGAAAAUGUA